Messenger RNA from Paramormyrops kingsleyae, 2307 nucleotides. It is a transcript of the gene syap1, whose product is annotated as synapse associated protein 1. The record is from RefSeq and is a predicted model, not a curated record. NCBI's taxonomy places the organism in Eukaryota, Metazoa, Chordata, Actinopteri, Osteoglossiformes, Mormyridae. Gene Ontology annotation, cellular component: synapse; Golgi apparatus; nucleus. Gene Ontology annotation, biological process: regulation of short-term neuronal synaptic plasticity; TORC2 signaling.
AAACGCGGAAGUGUACGUAAGGGAACCGUGUUCAGCAUUUCCUGGUGACGUUCAUGCUGCAGACGCAUACUGUGAUAGCAGUGUAAAUACAAGCCACCGUCUUUUGUUAUUAAACAACGGACACUCGACCAAACGAAGAUGUUUCAGGGCUGGGGGUCGUGGCUUGGUUUAGAGAAGUCCACGGGGACAAGCAAUGGGGAAAAUGACCGAGAUGAUGUCGUUGUGAAAGAAGAUACAACUGUAGAACAAGUAAACAAACAUAUAGCCGUAGAUGGAAAGACUGACGAAGAGAGAAAUGGAGAAUCUGAAGCAAAAGAAGAUGAUCCAACUCAGCAACUUAUUCAGCAGGCGAAAGGUCUCAGUGGUUACUUGUACAGCUUCGCCAGUAAUGCCACCAAGAAAAUAUCGGAGUCCGUAGUGGAGACAGCGCACACUAUAAAGAAAAGUGUGGAGGAAGGGAAUCUGGAUGGCAUCAUUGACAAGACAAUUUUGGGAGACUUUCAGAAAGAACAAGAAAAGUUUGUUCUAGAAAAGAACGCAAGGAAGACAGAUGCCGCAGUGCCUCCUUGGGUUGGCUACAACGAGGAGGAGACCAUACAGCAACAGAUCUUGGCUCUAUCGGCUGACCGGAGAAAUUUUCUGCGUGACCCACCUGCCGGGGUCCAGUUCCACUUUGACUUUGACCAGAUGUACCCCGUUGCCUUGGUGAUGCUGCAGGAGGACGAGCUACUGAACCGCAUGCGCUUUGACCUGGUCCCCAAACACGUAAAGGAGGACGUGUUCUGGAGGAAUUACUUCUACCGCGUUUCGCUGAUCAAGCAGUCAGCUCAGCUCACGGCCCUGGCUGCCCAGCAACAGGCUGCAGAGAAGAGGGAGGAGACCAGCCCCGGAAACGCAGAGAGCGCCAACCUCGCAGAAAACAUCAGACCAAAAACCCCUCCCACAGCCAUCAAAAGCCAGUCAAAGCCCAAUGAACACGAUGAAGAAGAAAUCUCCACCAGCCCCGGAGUGUCCGAGUUCGUGAGCGAUGCCUUCGACUCGUGCAGCAUCAAUAAGGAUGACCUUCGGAAGGAGAUGGAGCAGUUGGUGCUGGACAAAAAAGAGGGCGGGGCUCAUCCGGAGGAGGAACCAGCUGACUGGGAGAAGGAGCUGCAGCAAGAGCUCCAGGAGUACGAGGUGGUGGCCGACUCGGAGAACCGGGACGAGAACUGGGACAAGGAGAUCGAGGAGAUGCUGCAGGAGGAGAGUUAGCCUCAGCUGCAGGGGAGAAGCUCGGCCUUGUGGUUCGUAACGGGAGCGAUGUGAAGAAGCUGAUCUAAAGCCCCCUCACAGCUUGGGACCACCAAAGUAAUAAACUCUGUCAGUCAUGCAUUUAGGAGACAGCAGAACGUUUUCCAGAAUCCCGUGUGAGCAGAUGUGUUCUAUUUCAUUGGUGGGCUUUUCAUGAUGUGUUGGAAGUUAAACAUUGUAGUAACAUUACAAAUGUUUCAACAUGAGAUGCCUUUCAUUCUGAAACUGAUUCUGUCACUGUCCACAUGGAGUAUUUAUUUUGUAGGGAACAGUCCAGAAGUGCCAAUUUGCAACCUGGCUGUAAUAUUCUACAGCACUGUUGUUACAUUAUUUGACCCAAUGUUGCAAAUUGCUGUGAUUUUUUUUUUUUUGGAGUGCUUUCUUAUACUGAUGGAGAACACACCUUGCACACACCUUGCACACACCUUGCACACACCUUGCACACACCUUGCACACAUCUUGCACACACCUUGCACACACCUUGCACACAUCUUGCAUGUUUUAUUUUACUCUUUGAUGUGGGAGAUGUUUUUGCAUAUUUUUUGUUCUCAUUCCUACUCUGUGUUAAGUUUCCAUUCCCAGCACUCCCACAAGACGUACUGAAAGGCACCAGUAGUGACUUGCAGGGCACCUAAUCAUAGUCACGCCCAAUGGUAAUAGAUCAAGAACAUGAAUUUCUAAGCAACUUGGAUGCGUAACAACCAGCUUUCUCACCAGCAGAAUUUGUCUCUUUUUAAAAUUCAUGUUUCUUAUCUGGUGGGAAGUUUUGGUAAUUAUUUUGAUGUUGAUUGUUAAUUAAAUCUGUAAAUGAAUAGUUCUUGGAAAUGGACUUUGACUCUUUUAGAAAUAUUAUUAGUACUUGACAAUGUAUCCUAUAAAAAAUUUCUAAGCUUUUGAUUUUUCUUAUUCAUAACGAUGGAAUAUCUUAUUUCUGUGCUGCUAAGUAAAUAUAGCUUGUCCUGUUCUUGUAUUAAUAUUUACUUUAAUAAAUACUUUGACACGGCGGGGCUGAAAUAA